Messenger RNA from Vespula pensylvanica (western yellowjacket), 867 nucleotides. RefSeq names its product opioid growth factor receptor-like. The record is from RefSeq and is a predicted model, not a curated record. NCBI's taxonomy places the organism in Eukaryota, Metazoa, Arthropoda, Insecta, Hymenoptera, Vespidae. The coding region runs from base 1 to 867 and encodes 288 amino acids. The transcript has a single exon.
AUGCCAGUUCGUGCCCCGGAGUGCCCGGCCACGACGGGACCCACCAGCCCGGAUCCCGGAGAGCCUGGCCACGCCGGGCGACACCAUCCCGGUCUUCGGAGAGUUCGAACACGCAGGGCCAUGUCAGCCCGGGCCCCGGACGGCACGGCCACGCCAGCUAGGUCCUCGGAGAGCUCGGCCACGCAGGAUCACGCCAAGUCUCAUUCUGUAGAGCUCGGCCAUCGUGGACACGCGAAGUCGGGUCUUGGAGAGACCGACCACAUCGGACAACUCCAAGUCCAGUCACGGAGAGCACGGCCACGCCUCUCCACGCCAAGUCGGCCCACGGAGAGAACAGCUACGCUGGGCCUCGCCAAAUUGGGCCCCAGAGAUCUCGGCCACGCCGGGCCACGCCAGACCGAGCACUGGAGAGCCCGGCCACGCCAGCCCGGGCCCCGGAGAGCCGGCCACGCCAGCACGGUUCCCGGAGAGCCUGGCCACACCUGCCCGGUUCCCGGAGAGAUCGGACACGCCGGGCCACGCCGGCCCGGGCCCCGGAGAGCACGGCCACGCCAGCCCCGGCCCCAGAUAGCACGGCCACGCCAGCCAGGGCCCCGGAGAGCCCGGCCACGCCGGGCCACGCUAGCCCCGGCCCUGGAGAAGUCGGCCACACCGAGCCACGACUGCCCAGGCACCGGAGAGGCGGCCACGCCGGGCCACGCCAGCCAGGGCACCGUAAAGCACGGCCACGCCGGGCAACACCAGCCCAGGCCCCGGAGGGCCUGGUCAUGCCGGGCUGCGCCAACCGGGGCAGUGGAAAGGCCGGCCAAGCCGGGUCACACCAGACCGGGCCACGGACUGCACGAUCACGCCAGCCAGGCACCGUAG